UGGCAGGGAGAAAGACCGCGGGGAGGGGUAGGAGAGGGAAAACUUGGCAGGAGGAGCGAGGCUGGAGAUCCUCGCUUCAUCUCCUGGACUGCGCGGCUUCUAUUGAAGUCGGGUGGCGGAGCAAGUGGUCCCACUCCCGAUUCCUAACGCUAGAACUCCUGGCUGGGGAAGGACCGACCGACAAGGUGGACCUAGCGAAUCCAAAUUCUAGAGCAUCUGGCGAGGGAGGCAGCGGCGUCCAAAGAAACAGGCUGAGAAGGGAUACGUGGAAGACAAAAAUGCCAGUUGCUUUACUAAAUCGAGUUGUCAGCCAGGUGCUACAAAAACCUGUUUGUGGAUGUCCAACUGCCAUUGUGCCUAUUCGGUUUCUGGCUAUUUCACCUCGCCAAGUUCCAUCUGAUGCCAAUUUUCAUUCGGUACCUUUUUCUAAUAGAGAGCAUCCACGAGUACUAAUAACAGGGGGUCUUGGACAACUUGGUGUGGGACUUGCUAAACUUUUGAGGAAACAAUUUGGAAAGGACAAUGUGAUCUUGUCUGACAUUAGGAAACCUCCCGAUCAUGUUUACUACAGUGGGCCAUUUAUUUAUUCUGAUAUUUUGGAUUAUAAGAACCUUCGAGAAAUAGUGGUCAACAAUCGAAUCACAUGGCUCAUUCACUAUAGUGCCCUACUAAGUGCUAUUGGAGAAGCGAAUGUACCGUUGGCAAGAGACGUAAAUAUUACCGGUUUGCAUAAUGUUCUGGACAUUGCAGCAGAGCACAGUCUGCGACUCUUUGUGCCUAGUACUAUUGGUGCUUUUGGGCCUUCUUCCCCACGGAAUCCAACCCCUGAUCUCUGUAUUCAGAGACCCAGAACCAUGUAUGGAGUGUCUAAGGUUCAUGCAGAGCUCAUAGGAGAAUAUUAUCAUUACCGGUAUGGUUUAGACUUCCGGUGCCUGAGGUAUCCUGGAAUCAUUUCUGCUGAUUCCCAGCCUGGUGGAGGAACAACUGAUUAUGCAGUUCAGAUUUUCCAUGAUGCUAUAAAAAGUGGCAAGUUUCAAUGUAACUUGAAACCAAACACUCGGCUUCCCAUGAUGUACAUUGAUGACUGCCUUAGAGCUACAUUGGAAAUCAUGGAAGCUCCUGCAGAUUCUCUCUCCAUGAGGACUUACAACAUCAAUGCCAUGAGUUUUACCCCUGAAGAGCUGGCACAGGAAGUUGUCAAGCAUGUACCUGAGCUCCAAGUCACAUAUAAUGUAGAUACAGUUCGCCAGGCCAUAGCUGACAGUUGGCCAAUGAAUUUUGAUGAUAGCAAUGCUCGAAAGGAUUGGGGGUGGAAACAUGACUAUGAUCUUCCUGAACUGGUGACAACUAUGUUCAAUUUUCAUAACUCUGAGUCCAGAAUUGCUCAUGCCAGUUAACCCAAAGUAAUGGUUCCUGAAUCCCAGGGGAAUGUGAAAGAAAUUCUGAAAUUAGUUUACCAUAUUAUAAGCCUUGUACCUUAGGCAUUAUUUGAACUGACCAAUUAUAAUUGGCUCUUGGGUUUAAAAAUCGCUCACAUACUUGGUAGAAGACUUCUCAAAUCAAUCUCCCAGUCCUUUUAAAACAGAAGUUCUUAAUCUUUGUAUGUGUCACAGACCCCUCUGGCAGUCAAUCUGGCGUUCCUGUCAUCCCCUUGGGAGAAUCAUGUUUUAAAUGACUAAAAUAAAAUAUGUAGGAAUUAAAAGAAAAUCAAUUAUAUUAAGAUUAAGAUGUAUUUUUUUUUCACAUUCAAAUUAGUGGACUGAAAUCUAUCUACAAACCUUUUGGAGAUUUGUGGAUCUGUGAAGACUCCUGCUUUAAAUGGAAAAACAAUUCUUGGGUUUAUGCAUUUUAACAUAUGGGAAAAUCUGUAUUGUUAUAAGGAAUCAUUGGAUCUUUCCUGUUUGCUCAAAUUUGCCUCUCUGAGACUCUUAAUGAAAAAUAAAGAAUAUAUAGAUAGAUAUUUA
This is a messenger RNA of Sarcophilus harrisii (Tasmanian devil), 1964 nucleotides long. RefSeq names its product L-threonine 3-dehydrogenase, mitochondrial. The coding region runs from base 279 to 1397 and encodes 372 amino acids. The transcript is spliced from 9 exons. Gene Ontology annotation, molecular function: L-threonine 3-dehydrogenase activity. Lineage: Eukaryota; Metazoa; Chordata; Mammalia; Dasyuromorphia; Dasyuridae. Gene Ontology annotation, biological process: L-threonine catabolic process. The record is from RefSeq and is a predicted model, not a curated record.